This is a messenger RNA of Trichoplusia ni (cabbage looper), 1741 nucleotides long. Its product is annotated as cytochrome P450 6B5-like. Bases 135 to 1610 code for a protein of 491 amino acids. The record is from RefSeq and is a predicted model, not a curated record. Gene Ontology annotation, molecular function: oxidoreductase activity, acting on paired donors, with incorporation or reduction of molecular oxygen; iron ion binding; heme binding. The transcript is spliced from 2 exons. NCBI's taxonomy places the organism in Eukaryota, Metazoa, Arthropoda, Insecta, Lepidoptera, Noctuidae.
AGCUAAGUCAUCAUAUCUGCUUAUCAGUACUGCAGAGAUUGGUGAAAUCGGAGCUUUGCUUGUAUAUAAAGCUGCGCUGACCUAAACCUAGCAUCAGUUAUCAUUAGACCACAGCAACAAACGAGUUUCCAAAAAUGUUGUUCAUUAUAUUAUUAACUGUUUUGAGUUCAGUGCUGCUCUACAUAAUUCUCAAGCCCAAUAAUUAUUGGAAGAAGAGAAAUGUACUGCAAGUCGGAGACAUAAUGUACAAGUUCAUGAUCAGUAAAUUAUCAAUGCCAGAAAUAUGUAGAGCGAUUUGCGACAAACAUGAAGUUGAAGCCAUUGGAACUUCGACCGGAACCGUGCAAACAUUGUUAUUAAAAAACACUCAAGACAUCCAGGCUGUGCUCACUGGUGAAUUCCAGAAAUUCCACAGCCGUGGCUUCUUAAUCAAUCCAAACGACAUUCUGGCCAACAAUCUGCUCUUCAUAAACGACUUUCAGAAAUGGAAAAUUAUCAGACAGAAACUCACGCCAGUGUUCACAAGUGCGAGGCUCAAGAACAUGUUCUACAUCAUGGACAGAUGCGCUCGGGACUUCGUGGAUUUAGUUGAUGAUAAUCAACACUUGAAGAAAAAGCCAUACACUUUGGUCUACACAUACACCACUGCAGCGAUUGGUGCCUCGGUGUUCGGUAUCGACACUCAAGCCAAGAGUACCAUGAAUUCUCCGUAUGUAGCCAUGAUGUGGAAAGCAUUGACACCAACAUUGAAAGCGAACCUGAUUCUCUUAACGGCGAAUGUAUUUCCUGAUUUGUACAAACUAUUUAAACUCAGAACACUUGGAGAUUACGAAAAACAAUUCAUUGGCAUCAUGAAAACUGUUAUGGAAAGCAGAAAACAUGAUACUCAAAAGAGACAUGACUUUAUUGAAAUCUGUUUAGAAUUGAAAAAGCAAGGUUUGCUGAAGGACACAACAUCAGGUUAUGAACUGGAACCCAGCGACGAAAUGCUAGCCGCACAAGCGUUUUUCUUCUUCGCCGCCGGUGCAGACACUUCAGCUACUGUAAUGCAUUUUGCUCUUACCGAACUUGCAAGUAAUCCGGAUAUAUUGGCAAGACUGCACAAAGAAAUCGAUGAAGUGUUUGAAGCUAACAAAACUGACGAAAUUACUUAUGAUGACCUGGACAAACUGCAGUACUUGGACAUGAUAAUUAGUGAGUCAAUGAGAAAGUACCCUCCCGUAGGUAUCUUACAGAGGAUUUGCACAAGGGACUCUGUUGUCCUACCAUCUGGGGUGACAGUAGAAAAGGAUGUUGUGUGCAUCAUACCCGUGAUGGCAAUUCAGAGAAACGAAAAGAACUAUCCUGAUCCCGAAGUGUUUGAUCCUGAGAGGUUUGCUCCAGAAAAUGUAUCCAACAUAAAGAAAUACACUUAUCUUCCGUUUGGAGAAGGCAACCGACACUGUCUUGGUGGCAGAUUUUCCCGAGUACAAAUAAAAGUCGGUAUGGCGAGGCUGCUGAGACGGUUCACCCUGACGCCGCAGAAGUUACAGCCGAUAGCAUUUGAGAAGAGUGCUUUCGGUCUUCGUGCUGCCGACAUUUUUUAUGACUUAAAGCUAAGAGAUUUUUAGAUAUUAUGUAUUCGAUGAAUUAUAAAACAUUGAAUGCGAAUACCGUUUCCGUUAAUGGUAUUUUACAAGUGAUCAUUGUGCUGUGACUUUGUACAUUUUUUAACUUAAUAAAUUAUUGUUUUCAUUCAUUA